AGUGUUGGACCUGGGUUUCGGGCAGCUGGGUUCUCCUGGUUCCGCCCAGCUGGUGCGGGGUCUAGUUCAGCGACUGCGGAACGCGCUGUGGCAGGAUUUGAAGGGGGGGGGCGGGGAGGGGCCUGCGGCUUGCGGCCCCGCCCCCUUCUCCGGCUCGCGGGCGGGCGAAUCGGCCCGCCUCCGGCUUCAGCCGGCCCUGGGGCCGUGUCCCCCAGGCAACUCAGCCACCUCGGCCUGAGCGUCUUCCUGCAGGCGUCGGCGCCGAGGCAUCGGGGUACAGCCUGGUUCGGCCCCAUGGUGGGUUUCGGGGCGAACAGGCGGGCCGGCCGCCUGCCCUCCUUCGUGUUGGUGGUCCUGUUGGUGGUGAUCGCGGUCCUCGCCUUCAACUACUGGAGAAUCUCCUCCCGCCACGUCCUGCUUCAGGAGGAGGUGGCCGAGCUGCAGGGCCAGGUCCAGCGCACCGAGGUGGCUCGCGGGCGCCUGGAGAAGCGCAAUUCGGACCUGCUGCUCUUGGUGGACUCGCACAAGAAACAGAUUGACCAGAAAGAGGCCGAUUACGGCCGGCUCAGCAGCCGGCUGCAGGCCAGGGAGGGCCUUGGGAAAAGAUGCGAGGAUGACAAGGUAAGGACGAGCCCUCUCCCCUCAACCCCCAGUUUUUUCCAGCUCUGCGGUGGGGGUGUUCGCCCAGCCGUGGCUGCCUUAUGCCUUCCAGAAUUGAAGCCUCGGAGGCUCCCCUUACCGCUAACAACCCUAUUUCUGUCGGACUUUAACCGGUUUAAUCACUGCCACAUUUUCCAGUCCCUGCCAGAUGAAACUGGCUGUAAGUUUUGGUUCUCAAGAGUGGCCUGUGUGUGGAUGCCGCCUCUUCUCCAAGCUCAGCUGCUGAGCUGGCAGUAGUAAUCAUCUGGCCUAUGUGGUCGGCCGCCUUACGUUUACAGAUACACAAAUCUGGAGGCUGCCGGAUUUGGUGUGUUACCUUAUCCUUUAUUCCGUGCACACUGAUUAUUAUUAAUUAAUUUAUUUAAAGGAUGGGGCCUCCUCUAACUCCUCUACUUAUGAUGGUCACCAUAUAUUUUUUAAAGCAGUCUGAGUUUUCUUACAUCUCUAUGGGGCUAUGUAUUAAGCAAAGAGUCGGAUAUUACUGCCCUUUUUGUGAUGGAAAUGUUACGAUAGAUGGGCUCUGGAGCCAUAUGUGAGCCACUUGUGACUUGGACAUAGAUAAUCCAAAAUUAUGUACUCAGUUUGAAUGGUUAGUGAAAUUAGCCGAAAAGGUAGAACCUAGAAAUAAGUUCUAAGCAACAGAAUCUCAUGUCAUUGUCCUCAUUGAUCUUGAAAGGAAAUAAAAAUGAAAUUUUGUAUGCCUGACUAUUAGGGUUGGUGUUCGAAGGCCAUACUAAGUUUAAAUUUUAAAAGUUUAAAGCUAGACUGUAAUUAGACCCGCCGCUGAAUAGUCUUUGUUCACACCAGCAUAUUGGGAACUAUGUUAUUAACUUAUGACCUAUGCAACUUCUGUUGAUUUACCACAGUAAAUUUCUGGGUGGGAUAAGUAGAUGCCUUUCUUUCUGGACCCUCUUUUGGUAGUCUUCACACUUUUUUGUGUGUGUUCCUAUUAUAAGUUUUUAUUUUGUAUAUUAAAAUCAUUUGUAGUAAGUCAUUAUAAAUUAAAAUCUUCUGAGCUUCCAACUUCCUUAUUGUCACCAACCUCUACCUUGUUUCUUAUUUCAUGAAGAUUGAAGCCCUCAGGUAAGUGCUUUUCUAUGACCUACACCUUCACCAUAACAGAGACAGCUUCUGAGAGGAGCAAGAGCUCAGCAAACUUACAAACAUACUACAUACUGAACUCUAUAGACUGAAAAAUUCUGUUGGGUGGAAUAGGCAGAAAUCCAUGAAAUUUUGUAGUAUUAAAACAAGGUCUUCAGUCUUGGAAUGGUUAGGCAUACUAUUCAAAUUCUCUCCAAUCUGGAAAGAAAGAUAAGUCUUUUUUAGUAAUUUAUACUCAGGAUUCCAUUUCUUCCAUCUACUGGACUGUAAUUAUCAGUUUCUUUCAGUAGGCUUUCACUUUUACCUUCAACCAUAUGUAGGUGUUCGCUGUUCUAAAAUUUUUUUAUUCUUCCAUAUACUCCC
Delphinapterus leucas (beluga whale) is the source of this 2124-nucleotide messenger RNA. The record is from RefSeq and is a predicted model, not a curated record. NCBI's taxonomy places the organism in Eukaryota, Metazoa, Chordata, Mammalia, Artiodactyla, Monodontidae.